GUCGUUUGGCUCGCGCCACUCGCGCUGCCAUCACUGAGAGCGUGUGAGUGCUAGAGACCGCCCCAGUAUCCGCCGCUGCAUCCAACUCGCCUUCACACUUGGGCUCAUUCACGCACACUUUUCCCACCGGGAUGGAGCCGCUUCAGCCAGCGCGCAGAGCCGACGCAGCGCACGCACACAUGGCUGCGCGUCUACGGGGAGCCUUGGCCACCUUCAUCUGGAUAAUAACACUAGUUUCGAGUUCGAGGACGAGGAUUUAUCCGCCCAACGAGGUGACCCUGCUGGACACGCGGACAGUGCCAGGCGAGCUGAAAUGGGCAGCCAGUCCCUCAGAGGGAGGGUGGGAGGAAGUGAGCAUUAUGGAUGAGAAGAACAUCCCAAUCAGAACAUACCAGGUGUGUAAUGUUCUAGAACCCAACCAGAACAACUGGCUGAGGACGGACUGGAUCCCUCGUUCCGGGGCUCAGCGGGUCUACGUCGAGGUCAAGUUUACCCUCAGAGACUGUAACAGCCUGCCGGGCGUCACGGGAACCUGCAAGGAGACAUUCAAUCUGUACUACCACGAGUCAAACGAGGACAAAGACAGCUACAUCAAAGAGAGCAGCUUCAUUAAGGUGGACACUGUGGCGGCGGAUGAGAGCUUCACCCAGGUGGACGUUGGAGACCGCAUCAUGAAACUGAACACCGAGGUGCGGGAUGUGAAGGUGACGAAUCGGAAGGGCUUCUACUUGGCCUUUCAGGACGUGGGCGCCUGCAUCGCUUUGGUUUCCGUCCGGGUUUUCUACAAAACGUGCCCGCUCACCAUACGCAACCUGGCCACUUUUCCCGACACCGUCACCGGGGCCGACACCUCGUCGUUAGUGGAGGUCAGGGGGUCGUGUGUCGACCAGUCGGAGGAGAAAGAGGAGCCCAAAAUGUACUGCGGCGCCGACGGAGAGUGGUUGGUCCCCAUCGGUGGAUGCCUGUGCAACCCAGGAUACGAGGAGAGGGGAGCGGCGUGUAAAGCCUGUCCUGCUGGGUUCUACAGGGCUCGGUCCGCAGACGCGGGAUGCUCCAAGUGCCCUCCACACAGCCACUCGCUCCGGGAGGCGGCGACGGCCUGCGACUGCCACCUGGGCUUCUACCGCGCCGACAGCGACCCUGCCUCCAUGGCCUGUACCCAGCCGCCUUCAGCUCCGCAACAGCUCAUCUCAGUUGUGAACGAGACCUCGGUGGUGCUGGAGUGGGCCCCCCCUCGCCGGCUGGGUGGACGCAGUGACAUCAGCUACAGCCUGGAGUGUCUCAUCUGCCAAACAGGCGGCCAGAGCCCGAGCGCUGGCAAAGCCCUCCCCAGGAAUCACAGCGCCUCCCAGCUGGAGGCCCAGCACAUGGGCCUCGGGAUGCAGGCGGACCAGGGGAUUGUGGGUGCUGAGGUCCAGUCGGGAAGAGGCGUCUUCCAGAGCCGACCGGGACACGGGGAUUACCCGCGACCCGGCUCCGGCUCCGCCUCCAGCUCUCAGCUGUGUCUGCCCUGUGGCUCCGACGUGCUCUUCGCCCCCGGCCAGACUGGCCUGACGACCACCAGGGUGGUGGUGAGCGAGCUGCGGGCCCACACGCACUACACCUUCAUCAUCCACGCGCGCAACGGGGUCUCCCAGGCCAGCGGCGCAGGGGCCGCCCAGAGCGUGUCCGUCACCGUCACCACCAACCAAGCGGCUCCUUCCACGGUGUCGACCGUCCAAGCCACCGACGUCACCCGCCACAGCCUGUCGCUGUCGUGGCAACAGCCGGAUCGACCCAACGGGGUCAUCCUGGAGUACGAGGUCAAGUUCUACGAGAAGGAUCAGAGGGAGCGAUCCUACCGCAUAAUGAGGACCUUUUCCCGCGGCGUUGACGUCGCAGGCCUCAACCCGCUCACCGUGUACGUGUUCCACGUGCGCGCCCGCACCGCCGCCGGGUACGGAGACUUCAGCGCUCCCUUCGAGUUCUCCACCAACUCAGAUCCCUUCCCUCUGAUUGGAGAAGGCGUCAACUCGGCCUUCCUGCUACUUUCUAUCAGCGGGGUUGGAGUUUUACUGCUGAUUUCCGCUGCUGUCUUCAUCAUCAGCCGCAGGAGAAGCAAGUACAGUAAAGCGAAGCAGGACUCAGAAGAGGAGAAACAUCUCAACCCAGGAGUCAAAAUCUACGUGGACCCGUUCACCUACGAGGACCCCGACCAGGCCAUCCACGAGUUCGCCAAGGAGAUUGAUGUUAGCAGUAUUCACAUCGAGAGAGUUAUUGGCAUGGGAGAGUUCGGGGAGGUGUGCAGCGGUCGGCUUCGAAUGCAGGGGAAGAGGGAGAUCUACGUGGCCAUCAAGAGCCUGAAGGCCGGAUACUCCGACAAGCAGAGGCGGGACUUCCUGUCCGAAGCCUCCAUCAUGGGGCAGUUCGACCAUCCCAACAUCAUCCGUCUGGAGGGCGUCGUCACCAGAUGUAAACCACUGAUGAUCAUCACAGAAUACAUGGAGAACGGGUCCAUGGAUGCUUUUCUUCGAAAACACGACGGCCAGUUCACGGUGAUCCAGCUGGUGGGCAUGCUGCGAGGCAUCGCCUCGGGCAUGAAGUACCUGUCGGACAUGAGCUACGUUCACCGGGACCUGGCGGCGCGGAACAUCUUGGUCAACAGCAACCUGGUGUGCAAGGUGUCCGACUUCGGCCUAAGCCGGGUUCUGGAGGACGACCCGGAAGCCGCCUACACGACGAGGGAGGCCACUGGGACUUACCUCUCGCCCGGAGGGAAGAUCCCCAUCAGGUGGACGGCCCCGGAGGCCAUCGCCUACAGGAAGUUCACCACGGCCAGCGACGUGUGGAGCUACGGCAUCGUCAUGUGGGAGGUGGUCUCAUACGGAGAGAGGCCCUACUGGGACAUGAACAACCAGGAUGUCAUCAAAGCGAUCGAGGAGGGCUAUCGCCUGCCAGCGCCCAUGGACUGUCCUGUUGUGUUGCAUCAGCUCAUGUUGGACUGCUGGGAGAGGGAGCGAGCGGAGAGGCCCACCUUCAGCCAGAUUCUCAGCAUGCUGGACAAACUCAUCCGUAACCCGGGGACCCUGCGACGGACGGGGGGCGACAGGCCCGCGCCCGCCGUGCUGGAGCCCGGCGUCGGAUCGGACGUGUGCGUGUCGGUGGUGCCGGAGGUGUGCGUGGCCGAGUGGUCGGUGUGCGAGUGGCUGCAGUCGGCCGGGCUGGAGCGGUACAGGGACACGCUGGCAGCGGCGGGCUACACCUCCCUGGAGAGCCUCCUGGCUCUCACACACCAGGAGAUGGACAGACUGGGAAUAAUCACGCCGUCACACCAGGACAUGCUAAUUGCCAGUGUGCAGCAGGAAAUGUUGUCUCAGAUGCAGCACAUGCAACACACCAUGGUCCCAGUCUGAACGGAUACAAGCCGGUCCUGGGAAGGAUUUCAUUUACCUCAUCCAUGCACUUUAGAGGGACUUUCACCUGCGGGAAUACGACAAGUGGAAUGAAGUAAAAAAUAAAAAAUAAAAAGACGACGCUAGAAGAGAGAGCGAGAUGGAAAAGCAGCACUUUUGUGAACUUCCUGUGGAGAUUCCUAGAAACACGUGAUGUGGAUGUGGCCCCUGGGAGCACAGACUGAAGCCUCAUCCUCUUAUCCUGGUUUUAAUUAUUUUAUGAUCUGUUUUGUGAAGGCUGACAUGUAAAGCUGUGCAUAAGCAGAAUGGCUUCCAACUGUUUUUUUUAUUAUUUGGCUGCUUUGGGCUCAACUUGAAUAAACUGCCUUUUGUGUUUGCUCACGUGUCUGCACGUGUGUGUGUGUGUGUGUGUGUGUGUGUGUGUGUGUGUGUGUGUGUGUGUGUGUGUGUGUGUGUGUGUGUGUGUGUGUGUGUGUGCGCGCGCAUCACACGAAAUCUCCCGGUCCAAGACGUCAGAGACCUUUUGAAUAUUCUGAAUAUGCAAUGUUUCCCCAAACGCAGCGGGAGGAGCAGGACAGAAUGUAUCACUACAAGCUCUUAUUGGUUUCAUACUGGAAGAUCAAACUGUACUAACAAAGUGUACGACUCGUGUUUUUCUCUUGGUUUUGUAUGUAUUAUUACGUUCUUUUAAAUUAGAGGUUUAGAUUAGAAUCGUCCAUCUGUGUCUGUGUCUGUGUCUGGAAUUUGAUGCUAAGAAUUAGCCACAUAGAGCUUGUUUGUUUAUUUAUGGCCUUUUUUUUAUCUAGUUUGUACAUUGUAAAAUAGAAACACUGAUGACACAUUGUAUUGCAAUAAAUGCCAAAAACCAUCA
Betta splendens (Siamese fighting fish) is the source of this 4263-nucleotide messenger RNA. Its product is annotated as ephrin type-A receptor 4-A-like. The transcript is spliced from 19 exons. Gene Ontology annotation, molecular function: transmembrane-ephrin receptor activity; ATP binding; protein binding. Gene Ontology annotation, biological process: protein phosphorylation; axon guidance; cell surface receptor protein tyrosine kinase signaling pathway. Bases 132 to 3392 code for a protein of 1086 amino acids. Lineage: Eukaryota; Metazoa; Chordata; Actinopteri; Anabantiformes; Osphronemidae. Gene Ontology annotation, cellular component: plasma membrane; neuron projection. The record is from RefSeq and is a predicted model, not a curated record.